CACUGGGUAGGACGAAAACCGAAAAUAGAUUUUCCACAUAGGAUAACCGGAUUUGAAUGAACAUCAGUGCAUCUCAGUGCCUGUUGUUGUUAGCAUCUCGUCGGUCAUUCCAUUUCAUUUCAUCAAUAUUUGUUCUAAAUCAGUGAUAAAUAUUUUUCCAAGUUUUUUUUUCAUUUCAUUGCAGUUCUAAUUCAUAAACUCGAUUAAUCCCUCAAACUUGGAUUCCAUCAACUUUCACCAGAUACAAUAAUACUGGCGAGCUGAAGAAUGCUGAUGAUGCGUUUGUGUAUGUGCCUGUGUGUGUUGGUGGUGUUGUCGGAGGCGGCUGGACCCAGUAGGAGGUAUAGACGGAGACAGUCAGUGGUCGGAGGUCAACAACCAUACGACCGCAGAGCUUCGGUCCGAAGAUCGGCCCCCGCUAGCUCGCUAGAAGAGGCU
Molecule: messenger RNA, 438 nt
Organism: Nilaparvata lugens (brown planthopper)
Lineage: Eukaryota; Metazoa; Arthropoda; Insecta; Hemiptera; Delphacidae
Source: RefSeq, a predicted model, not a curated record